AUGGGUCGACGAGCGCGGCAGGAAAACAGCGAAAUGUCCUACAGGAAGCGAGGCGUGACCCAGGACAUGCGGCAGGAUAUUGUGCAACAGAAGAAGCAGCAGCAGCAGACGCAGGCACAACAGACCCCAUAUCAUCAGAAGCAGCAGCAGCAGACGCAGGCACAACAGACCCCAUCAUCAGAAGCAGCAGCAGCAGAUGCAGGCACAACAGACCCCAUCAUCAGAUCAGAUGCAGACAUAACAGACCCCAUCAUCAGAAGCAGCAGCAGCAGAUGCAGGCACAACAGACCCCAUCAUCAGAAGCAGCAGCAGAUGCAGGCACAGCAGACCCCAUCAUCAGAAGGAGCAGCAGAUGCAGACACAACAGACCCCAUCAUCAACAAGAGGGGAAGCAGAUGUAGGCAUAACAAGCCCACUUAUCAGAAGGACAAACAGAUGCAGGACAAAUGGAACCCAUCAUCCGUAGCAGGACCGCCAUCAGAAGCAGGUUCCUAG
Messenger RNA from Hyalella azteca, 495 nucleotides. RefSeq names its product immediate early response gene 5-like protein. The record is from RefSeq and is a predicted model, not a curated record. Bases 1 to 495 code for a protein of 164 amino acids. The transcript has 2 exons. NCBI's taxonomy places the organism in Eukaryota, Metazoa, Arthropoda, Malacostraca, Amphipoda, Hyalellidae.